Messenger RNA from Sphaeroforma arctica JP610, 1975 nucleotides. RefSeq lists its product as hypothetical. Gene Ontology annotation, biological process: regulation of DNA-templated transcription. The record is from RefSeq and is a predicted model, not a curated record. Bases 133 to 1833 code for a protein of 566 amino acids. The transcript has a single exon. Lineage: Eukaryota; Ichthyosporea; Ichthyophonida. Gene Ontology annotation, molecular function: zinc ion binding; sequence-specific DNA binding.
GUCGAGUGCAAAACGCGAUUUGGGUGUUAUAUAUGCUGGACCAUUUCAAAGUGGAAAGUCAGUCGGUAAACAACAACCAAAUUGAAUCAAUAUCAAUGCAAGCUUCACAGCAUUGCUUUCACCACAAUCUACAUGAGCGACUUUGACAUGUUUGGGACAGAUCCUUCCUCAUACACGCAACAAGCUCGGAGAUCAUUACGUUCAAUUUUCGGAGACGAAUUUCAAUCAGAUACUACUAAGCAACAACACAGCAACUCAGCAUCACCAUCACACGCGCAGAAUAUAGUUCCAGCGAAGAACACUAUGGAAUCGAUGCAAAGCGCGGCAGGGUCUAUGCCAUGUAUUCCGACCCCAGAUAGCAUAUUCAAUCCAUUCAAUAAUCCAUUCAAUAAUCGUACGUCAAGUACUGAUAUACCCCAAGUACCAAUACAGAGUACUGCAAUCCAUCAGGAAUCUUUCGACUUUGACAGCUUUGGUGCUCUGCAGCGCUUUGAGUUUAUCAAAGGAGAAGAAACAUGCACUGUACCACAGCGGCAGCAACACAUUUCACUCCCACUUAACUAUCAGAUGUCCAAGGGUAACAUAACUUCUGAUACACACCAAAAAAGUGAUGUUACCGUAGGCCCAUAUUCUAAACACCCGCGGAGGAGGGGUUCACGUUCAGAUAUGAGGAGUCACAGCGAAAAUCAUUCUCCGGUGUUACAUAUGAGAACUAGCAAGGGAGAACAACCCUCAAUUGGCAACGCCAGCGGUUUCGGCUCUAAAGCCGGUUAUAAUGCUAGUGGUAACAAUUUGGACGAAGACUCGCUGGAAGCAUUCAACGCACUACAACUCAACUUCAUAAGUACCAUGCCCUCAGCGCAGCAGGCUAAUUUCAAUCCGGUGUCUUUUGACCUAUCAGGUGCUGUUGCAUCAAAACCACAUGGGAUCACUAGAAGCGUAAGCCUCAAUCACACCGACAGUGCUGCUGGUAAUGUGAAUGUUAAGGGUGAGACACAAGUGGGCGAAUUCUUGAUAUUGUCCACGGCAGCGUAUUUGAAUCAACAACAGUCCUGGAUGGAACAAUUACCGGGUUUACAAGAAAGCACCUUUCACAGCAAUGGUGGAAGGAUACACAACAACACUAUUGACUGGAAUGCUUAUGAGUGGAUAGAACAACAACUGAACCGCACAGACGAGACAAUCAAAGCAGUUACGGAAAAGAUGACUGCGAUGGAAUCUUCGAGUAAUGCCAUAUCUCCUUCCGAAUUGUCCCAUGUGAGCGCUCAGGUUUCACAUCGAUCGGCUGACUUUUUAUCUUCGCAAGGGAAUCCCAAUAUCAGUUCACCUAUCAGCGAUCCACCUAGUGCGACAAUACCAUCUACCGAACAAAUCUACCCACAGAGGGUGAAUGUGCUUCAGAGGGCUAGUUCCGAUGUUCGUUUCGCUGAGCUUCCUUUGGGGACCAAACCAUCCACAACCGAAACACAUUCGCGGGUGUCACAGCAACCGGCCGCACAACCGCUCACACACGCACCCUUGAAUCGAAUGCUCUCUGAAUCUAUUUCUAGUAGCAGAGGUCGUGGUAUUGACCAAUCAAAACCCAGCCAUUCGCAUGGCCCAUAUCGCAGCCAGAGUCUCACUAACCGGAUCCCUGCACCCGUCUCUACCAAACGUGUGGGGCGCAAGGUCAAACCCAAGAAAGUGUGUUCCAACUGCAAUGUAACGGCUUCCAUGCUCUGGCGUAAGGGUCGGGAUGGCAACUAUUUGUGCAAUGCAUGUGGUCUAUACGAGCGGGUUAACCACGCUCCUCGCCCGGAGAUGCUGUUCAAAGAGAGUGAACAAAGAUGGUGACCGUGGCUUCAUUGUAUAAAGUGCCGGUAUGCUGUUAGACAACGUUCGGGUUCGCAGGGUGACUGGUUUCAACGGCUAUUGCUUUGAUUUUAAAUUUGUUAUAAUCAAUAGGAGAAAGAAUUAAAGUUCCAACUUGUAACCG